AUGGGCUACACCCUGAUCUCAGCAACCCCCUCUCCCUACGCGCGCAAAGUCAGGAUACUUCUCGCAGAAAAAGGCGUACCCUUCACCUUACAAACAGAAGUCCCCUGGGAGUCAACCACCGAAACACCCAAAUACAACCCAUUGGAAAAACUCCCCGUCCUCAUCCCUGACGAUGGCAAGCCCGUCUACGAGAGCCACUACAUUCUCGAAUGGAUAGAGGCGAAGCAUCCCGAUCCGCCGAUGCUGCCCAAGGACAUUGAUGAUAGACUAUUCGCGAAGCAAGUCGAAGUCGUUGCAGACGGCAUCUGCGACGCCCUGGUCCUGUGCUUCUUCGAAAAGCAGCGCGGUCCAGGAAAAGAAUCGGAGCCCUGGAAAGCCCGGCAGAUGCGAAAAGUCGAAGGCGGUCUUCAAGCGCUCGCUACCUGGGUUGAUCAGAGCAGCAGUGGGAAGUUCCUCAUCGGCGACUCGUUGACUCUGGCGGAUGUUGCUGCUGGCAGUGUGUUGGGUUAUAUGGCAGUCCGAUGGCCUGAUCACCCCUGGAUGAACAAGCAUCCGCAGCUCAAGAAGUAUUGGGAGGGUCUGGAUGCGAGGGAAUCUUUCGCUUCGACGAGACCGUCGCCGCAGAAUAUCAAAGAUCAGAUUGUUUAG
This is a messenger RNA of Zasmidium cellare ATCC 36951, 648 nucleotides long. RefSeq lists its product as uncharacterized. NCBI's taxonomy places the organism in Eukaryota, Fungi, Ascomycota, Dothideomycetes, Mycosphaerellales, Mycosphaerellaceae. The transcript is spliced from 2 exons. The record is from RefSeq and is a predicted model, not a curated record. Gene Ontology annotation, molecular function: maleylacetoacetate isomerase activity; glutathione transferase activity. The coding region runs from base 1 to 648 and encodes 215 amino acids. Gene Ontology annotation, biological process: glutathione metabolic process; L-phenylalanine catabolic process.